AUGAUGACAAAUGUAAGGAAACAACUAUUAUUGAUGGUGCCUCUUUAUUCGAAGGAUUUGAUAAAUGUAUUAAAAAAAGUCUUUUUAAAUAUUUUUAUGUGGAACUGGCAAAAAGAAUUUGUUUGUCGGCAAGACAUGACAGGAGAAUUUUAUAGCAGACAUAUUGAUGAUAUUUUUAUGAUAUGGAGUAAAACUGAAAAAGACUUAAUUAAAUUCUUAGAUGAAGCAAACACAUGGCAUUCAAAUAUUAAAUUAGAUUAUAAAAUUGGUAAUUGUCUGCCAUUUCUUGAUGUACUUCUGAUUAAUAAUAAUGUAUUUAUUGAUAAACAAUUUCGAAAAUUUUCCAUCGAAUAUAUGUCAUCAACAUUAUCAUUUUUAUCAAUUAUUAAUGAUGAACAACAAUUUAAACGUAUACGUCAGAAUAUAUUACGACAACCUACACAUCAACAAUUACAAGUGGCCAUUAGUGCAGCUACAGUUGAUCUUGACAACGAUCAAACAGAUGAAGAAUCAAUCCAGAGAACAGACAUAUUAAACAAUACAGAGAAAAAUAACGCUGAGUUUGAAAUCAAAAUAAUUGUUCAUUAUACACAUGAAAAACGUUUCAAUUCGUUUAAACGAGACAUGCAUCAUAUAUACGAUGACAAAAUGAUUGUCGCAACCGAAAUCAUCGUGAUGCUCAAAAAGAACUUAUCCGCAAAAAACCUAAACAAUCACUAUUAA
Didymodactylos carnosus is the source of this 723-nucleotide messenger RNA. Lineage: Eukaryota; Metazoa; Rotifera; Eurotatoria; Philodinida; Philodinidae. The record is from the annotation of a GenBank genome assembly.